GGCCAAAGGGUGAGGGAUCUUAUAAAAUCAAGACGGUACUGUACGCUGCAGGAGCGACUGUUUUUCCAAGUCGCGGAACAACCUAAAAAUGAAAUUGGCAAAUGCCAAGCUUGCUUCACCUAAAGACUGCAAGCCUACUUCACGCGGCACUCUCUGAAAAUAAUUAAAGAUACACUCAGGGACCCAUGAAUAGUAUUCUUUUGUGGAGAAAACCCUAGAAAACCCCGAAUAUAGCGUUCCACCGCCGCCGGUUCCACUCUCUCCCGGCGUUGUCUACCGAGCUCUUUCGAGAUGUCGAAGCGGGGGCGAGGAGGAUCGGCGGGGAACAAGUUCCGGAUGUCGCUGGGUCUGCCGGUGGCGGCGACGGUGAACUGUGCGGACAACACCGGGGCGAAGAACCUCUACAUAAUUUCGGUGAAGGGGAUCAAGGGGCGGCUUAACCGACUCCCGUCUGCUUGCGUUGGGGACAUGGUCAUGGCCACAGUCAAGAAGGGGAAGCCCGAUCUCAGGAAGAAGGUCAUGCCUGCGGUCAUCGUGAGGCAGCGCAAGCCCUGGCGCCGAAAGGACGGGGUCUACAUGUACUUUGAAGAUAAUGCUGGAGUUAUUGUGAACCCAAAGGGAGAAAUGAAAGGGAGCAUGCAAUGUGCCUGACAAGCAAUCAGUAAGCAGAUAGCGGUGGGUGUGUAGAUAUGGUAUUGCGGUGAUGCCAGAAAUAUCACAAUGUUAGGUGGCAAGCUUCCUGAUAGUGCUGUAGUAACUGUUGCCGAGGCAGUUCUUUCUCCAGCAGGCUGUACAAAUAUAACAUCGAAAUUUUCAUACUGUGGCCAUAUAUGAAUAUUAUUGCAGUCUUGUUCUCAUACCAAGAGACUUACAUGGCAGAUAACUGUGAGAGUUUAGAUGUUGAUUGUGGUGAUGCCGGAAAUAUCACAGCUUUAGGUGGCAAGCUUCCUGAUAGUGUUGUAGUAAUUGUUGCAGAGGCAGUUCUUACCCCAGCAGGCUGUACAAAUAAAACAUCAAAAUGUUCGCACUGUGGCCAUAUAUGAAUAUUAUUGCAGUCUUGUUCUCAUGCCAAGAGACUUGCAUGGCAGAUAACUGUGAGAGUUUAGAUGUUGAUUGUGGUGAUGUCGGAAAUAUCACAGUUUUAGGUGGCAAGCUUCCUGAUCGGGUUGUAGUAAUUGUUGCUGAGGCAGUUCUUUCCCCAGCAGGCUGUACAAAUAUAGCAUUGAGAUUUUCAUACUGCAGCCAUAUAUGAAUUAUUGUGGUCUUGUUCUCAUACCAAGAUACUUACAUGGUAGAGCUUACAGGGCUGAAAGAGCGUGCGAUGAAUCUUGUGCAGGGUGUGGAUGGAUCCAUGUCAUCUUAUUAUUUUUAAGACAAGGAUGUAGUAUGUGAUGCAUAGAUUGUUUAUUUGAGUUGGAAUGCAUUUGUUCCGCUUGCCGUGUCAAGAGCAUCAAUAAACCUUGGAAUAUUAAAUAUCAUAUGCCUACUGUGCAAAAAGUUCACGAUCUAUUUUAUCAACACCUUGGGCAUCUUUGAGGUUCAUUGUGAGAAGGGAAACAGGAAAGAUGAUAUGUAGUAGGUAUGGCGGACAUGUGCCUUCUGUCGUUGUGCGGGAAUGCUUAUUUGGAUAACAUGUUUUUUUGGGAAGAUUCGACACAUUUUGGUCCAUGCGUAAGAGUCUGGUGCCUGAUGUGUUCCAAGUU
Phoenix dactylifera (date palm) is the source of this 1703-nucleotide messenger RNA. Lineage: Eukaryota; Viridiplantae; Streptophyta; Magnoliopsida; Arecales; Arecaceae. The record is from RefSeq and is a predicted model, not a curated record.